CUUCGAAAUCCUAGGAUUUGAUGUACUAAUUGAUGCAAAGAUGAAACCUUAUGUGCUCGAGGUGAACCAUUCUCCUAGUUUCCACACGGAUUCGCAGAUUGAUCGUGAAAUCAAAGAAUCUUUGCUGUACGAUACAUUUAGUCUUCUGAAUCUGACACAUUGUGACAAACGCAGAGUGAUGGAGGAAGACAGGAGAAGAGUGAGGGACAGACUGCUGCAAGGAAUCAACAAAGACAUGCCGAAAGAUUUGUAAGUAUA
Molecule: messenger RNA, 258 nt
Organism: Ctenocephalides felis (cat flea)
Lineage: Eukaryota; Metazoa; Arthropoda; Insecta; Siphonaptera; Pulicidae
Product: tubulin polyglutamylase ttll6-like
Exons: 2
Coding region: 41-253 (70 amino acids)
Biological process (GO): protein polyglutamylation; microtubule cytoskeleton organization
Cellular component (GO): cilium
Molecular function (GO): tubulin-glutamic acid ligase activity; tubulin binding
Source: RefSeq, a predicted model, not a curated record